Molecule: messenger RNA, 2961 nt
Organism: Fusarium odoratissimum NRRL 54006
Lineage: Eukaryota; Fungi; Ascomycota; Sordariomycetes; Hypocreales; Nectriaceae
Exons: 3
Coding region: 1-2961 (986 amino acids)
Source: RefSeq, a predicted model, not a curated record
AUGGAUCCCGUCUCAGCGAUCGGAUUAGCGUCUGGGAUCUUGACCUUCGUUGAAGCAGGUCUCAAGCUCGUAAAAAUAGCCUACAACAUACACAACUCUCUGGAUGGUGUCCUAGACAACAACAGACACCGCGAAAGUGUCACCAGCGAAGUUAGCAAAGCAGCUUUGAGGCUUGAAGUGGCAGGCAACGCCCGUUUGACUCCCGAGCAAGAGUCACUUUCGGAUCUUGCCAAGAAGUGCAAGGCGACUUCAACGGAACUAGUCAAGGCCUUGAAUGAAGUCAAACCAAAGCGGAGCUCAUCCAAUCCCUUCAAAUCGUUACGAUAUGCCGUCAAGACGAAUCUCAAGGCAAAGGACAUAAAUGGCCUGGAGAACCAGUUGAAAGACUACCGUGAUCAGCUCAUUCUCGCACAGGUUGAAUUCUCAAGAGUUGAGGCAGCAGAUGGCUUCAGUGAACUGAUCUCACUUGCCAAAGAGAACGAGGCUACGUUGAAAAGUUUGACUCAGGCCAUAGAGCACCUGCGCCAAUCACAAAUUUCCGCGCCUGAUUCUAUUUCCAACACACAUGCUUGCAGCCAGUUUCAGCGGCUACUGAUGGUCGACGACGAGACCCGUCGAGCAAUGUAUCAAGAUCGAGUUCUGGAAAGCCUCAAGUUCGAUGAGAUGCAUCAGAGAUUUGACGCAGUUCACAGUGCUCAUGAAGAUACGUUCAAAUGGAUUUAUGAGCCGAUUGAAACUAUUGAGGAAGAUGAUGACUUGUCUCUCGAGGAUGACAACUGGUCUGACGUGGAGGAGCAUGGCUUGACCUACGAGGAACGAAUACGACGAGAGGCGCUUAAGGUAUUGGCAGAAACAUUGCAUCAACGGGCUGAGCUGACGGUUGUGCGCUCCAUAGAUGCAACUCGAAUCAAGACAGAAAUUCUUAGGGUGGCUCUUAUCAGAAGAGACAUUAUCGCCAGUACAAAGAAGCUAGCAUUCACUUCGUUCUUCUUUUGGCGGAAUGGCUCAAAGGCACAGAAAUCACUGGAGGGACUUUGUCGCUCAAUACUUCACGACGUACUUCUAGAAAGGCCUGAUCUCAUACCCGAGGUCGUUCCUGGCCACUGGAAUCAAGCGAAACAAACUCCCUGGAAGGUUGACAACCGUCAAGAAAUCCCAUCGUCUGUCAUCAAGGAUGCUCUGGGAAGACUCCUUCAAAACGAUAAACUGUACCAGCAACACAAGUUCUGCAUCUUUAUUGAUGGCCUCGACGAGUUUGAGCCUGGUGUUCAAGAUGGAUUGGAUUACAUUGACUUAGUCAAUGUCCUUAGGCAAUGGACGAUUCAUGCCGGCGGGAACCUAAAGCUCUGCCUUUCAAGUAGAGAAGAAGGUGUAUUCAUGGAUGAAUAUGCUAGUGACCCUAGCUUCCGGCUCCAGGACUUAACCAGAUUCGAUAUGCAAAAUUAUGUCCGCAGUCGCCUGAGCAACCUAAAGGAUGAAAACCUAAAAAGCGACCUGGCUACUGAAAUUCCUGAGAAGUCGUCAGGGAUCUUUCUUUGGACCUAUCUUGUUGUGAAAACGAUACGCAAUAAAAUGACACACAGGGCCACCAGCGAGACGUUAAGGAAACACCUCAACACUUUGCCUAGAGGCCUCGAGGCACUCUUCCAUCAUAUCCUUCAGCAACUUGAGCCGGAUGAUGCGAGAAAGACACUCCGAAUUAUAGAUUCUCUCCAAACUGCCAAAUCGAACUAUAUCGAGCUGCCACUACUCGCAUUCCCCCUUAUUGAUAGAUACGAUAAAGAUAAAGAGUUCUCGUUACGCAAAGGUCUUGAAGAUGAGCCUACCCCAGACGAGAUAAUACUCCAAGCACAACUUCGUGGUGCCUGCGGUGGCCUGAUAGAAUGCCAUGAGGGUAAUCAGUAUGAGAGAUUGCAGGUUCUUGAGUUUGUUCACCGAUCAGUCCCCGACAUGUUCUACAAGGAUACAAAAGGCUCAGAGUUCUCUAUGCAAAUGGAAGCUGCCCUUGAUGGUACGAAUACUAUUGAUGUUGUCUCUCAUCUUUGCUUUGCCACUUUCCGGCUUUCGGGGCAAACAGGAACAGGCGACCUAGAAAGGUCUGUCUGCCAAUCGAUAGUACUUAUGCGAUUCGAAGAGAAAAUCGACAAGCCACCGUACUCCUUCCCGGAGUAUAUUGGUUCAUGGGCCAAUGAUAGGUGGCUGGACGACAAUCAGGCAAAGUGGCAAUUCUUCUUUUCUCCCUUCGCCGGGAGUUCAUAUCUAUACAUCAGACCUUAUGGAGCGCCGGCUAUCGGUAGUAACAACCCGAGACAACUCUAUAACACUAUGUGUCUUGCAGCGCUUUCUGGUCAUAUCGAUUACAUUGAGUGGAAAAUCGUUAAUGAUGCAAAUGCUUUGAACAACGCGGCCAAGAGAGCCUUUGUUGGUCAUUUCAUUCUCAUCUCGAAGCAUUGGGAAAUGUUUUUCGAGAAAAGCAUCUUUACAAUGGAUCCCAGAAUACCCCUGGUUCCAUCCAUCGCAAUACAAGAUUGGAGUAAAUGGGUGGUGCCGGACCCAGUUACCUUGUCGGCCUGGCAAUUCUUCUUGACCUAUAUCAUUUUGAACGUUGGAUCGUAUUUCGGCGUCGCUAGGGACGAUGGAAACGUCAUAGAACGAUUUCUAAGACAAGGGGCUGACUCACAUUGCCGCAUCCUGGUUGCAUAUGAAGAAACCAGAAUAAACAUGACAAUUUGUUUUCGAGAAUCAAGGACUUGUCAUGUCAUCCCACGCGACCCUGUGUGGGUUUUAUUCGAUUACAGUGUAAAAAAGGUCAUUGGAAGAUGCUUGACUUUGAGGGGAAAGCCCCUAGUCGACUGGGGCAAGAACUUCACAGAAGAGUUCUUACUUCGGGAGUGGAUUGCAUGUACCGACUGGCCUAACAAGGACACGUUAUUGGAAUUGCUGGACUGUAAUUGUGAGUAG